Messenger RNA from Panthera uncia (snow leopard), 5146 nucleotides. RefSeq names its product glutamyl aminopeptidase (gene ENPEP). The record is from RefSeq and is a predicted model, not a curated record. Gene Ontology annotation, molecular function: metalloaminopeptidase activity; zinc ion binding; peptide binding. The transcript has 20 exons. Gene Ontology annotation, cellular component: cytoplasm. Gene Ontology annotation, biological process: peptide catabolic process; proteolysis. Bases 513 to 3371 code for a protein of 952 amino acids. NCBI's taxonomy places the organism in Eukaryota, Metazoa, Chordata, Mammalia, Carnivora, Felidae.
UUCAAGAAGCCCUCUGGUGAGGAGAGAGAGACUGUGAGCACAACAGGAAGAAGCCAUAGACCCAAUAGCAAAGGUUGAGUUUUCCUAUCGUAAGCACACUUCUUUUUCCAUACGCCCUCUCUCUGAAAGCUGCUGACAGAGCUUUGGCAAAGACUCAUCCUCCCGCUCCCUGAUAAGCUAAGCCCUACUUUAUAUUUAACUCACUCCUGAGCAGGAGGGGUGGGGUGGGGAUGCCUCGUUUAUAAGGGGAGCUGUGACAGUCUUCUUCCUCCAGCUCAGCCUGUCUUCUGGAGCCCUUAUCCCACCCCCUGGUUUCCGCCUUCAUCCUUCAGUGGCCGGUGGGGAACGUGAGGGGAGAGGAAAGAACCAAGGCUGUCAGUGAGGGGUGUGGGAAAAAGGAACACAGGCUGCCAAGCCAGGGAAUUCCUAACAAUUUAAAAAGGAAGUCAGCUGACGUUAGUUAGUUAAAUUUAACAUCCUUUUAUGUGCAAUAUUUGACUUUGGAAACAAAAAUGAACUUUGCGGAGGAAGAGGCCUCCAAGAGAUACUGCAUUAAAACGAAACAUGUGGCUAUUAUCUGUGCGGUGGUGGUGGGGGUAGGAUUAAUAGUAGGACUUUCCGUGGGCUUGACCAGGUCGAAUCACUCCACCGGGGACGCUGGGCAGGGCACAGCUCCGGCUCCUUCCCACUCUCCUUCCACCGAGAGCCCGCCACAGGACCAGGGGGUCUGCCCUGCCAGCGAAGAUGAAAGUGGAGACUGGAAAAACUUCAGGCUGCCGGACUUCAUCAACCCAGUGCACUACGACCUGCAGGUGAAGCCCCUGCUGGAGGAGGACACGUACACAGGCAGCGUGACCAUCUCCAUCAACGUGAGCGCGCCCACCCGGCACCUGUGGCUGCACCUGCGGGAGACCAGGCUCACCCAGCUCCCGCAGCUGAGGAGGCCCUCGGGGGAGCAGGUGCAAGUCAGGCGGUGCUUCGAGUACAAAAAGCAGGAGUACGUGGUGGUGGAGGCGGGAGAGGAGCUUGCCCCCAGCAGUGGCCAGGAUGUCUACCUCCUGACCAUGGAGUUCGCUGGCUGGCUGAACGGCUCGCUCGUGGGGUUUUACAGAACGACUUACGUGGAGAACGGACAGAUCAAGAGCAUAGCAGCCACUGAUCAUGAACCAACAGAUGCCAGGAAAUCCUUCCCUUGUUUUGAUGAGCCCAACAAAAAGGCAACCUAUACGAUAUCCAUCAUCCACCCCAAAGAAUAUAAGGCAAUUUCAAAUAUGCCAGUGGAGAAAGAAGAGUCAGUGGACGAUAAAUGGAAUAGAACAACUUUCAAGAAGUCCGUCCCUAUGAGCACCUACCUGGUGUGCUUUGCUGUACAUCAAUUUGACCGUGUUGACAGAAUAUCUAAAAGGGGAGUACCUCUCACUAUAUAUGUCCAGCCAGAGCAAAAGCACACAGCUGAAUAUGCUGCAACCAUAACUAAAAUUGUGUUUGAUUAUUUUGAAGAAUACUUUGCUAUGGAUUAUGCUCUUCCUAAAUUAGAUGAAAUCGCUAUUCCAGACUUCGGCACCGGGGCUAUGGAGAACUGGGGACUAAUCACUUACAGAGAAACAAAUUUGCUUUAUGACCCUCAGGAAUCAGCUUCAUCAAACCGGCAGAGGGUGGCCAGUGUGGUUGCCCAUGAACUUGUGCAUCAGUGGUUUGGAAAUAUUGUGACCAUGGAAUGGUGGGAAGACUUGUGGCUGAAUGAAGGCUUUGCUUCCUUCUUUGAGUUCCUGGGAGUAAACCAAGCAGAAAAAGAGUGGCAAAUGAGAGAUCAGAUGUUACUUGAAGACGUGUUACCUGUACAAGAGGACGAUUCUUUGAUGUCUUCGCACCCCAUUGUUGUCACUGUGACAACUCCUGCUGAAAUAACAUCUGUCUUUGAUGGAAUAUCCUAUAGCAAGGGCGUUUCCAUUCUGAGGAUGCUUGAAGACUGGAUAACCCCAGAGAAGUUUCAAAAAGGAUGUCAGAUUUACUUGAAAAAACACAAAUUUGGGAAUGCAAAAACUGAGCAUUUUUGGAGAGCACUUGAAGAGGCAAGUAAUUUACCAGUGAAAGAAGUAAUGGAUACGUGGACCAAACAGAUGGGUUAUCCUGUACUUAAUGUGAAAGAUAUGAGGAACAUCACACAGAAACGUUUUCUGUUGGACCCAAAAGCGAAUUCUUCUGAGCCACAUUCAGCUCUUGGUUACACAUGGAAUAUUCCAGUUAAAUGGACUGAAGAUAAUGUAUCAAGUAUUACAUUCUACAACAGGUCAGAAACAGGAGGAAUCACUUUGAACUCUUCUAAUCCUGCUGGAAAUGUUUUUCUCAAAAUAAACCCAGAUCACAUUGGGUUUUAUCGUGUAAAUUAUGAAGUACCAACUUGGGAAUGGAUAGCUACCAAUCUUUCCUUCAACCACAAGGGGUUUUCUUCUGCUGACCGCGCAAGUCUUAUCGAUGAUGCUUUUGCCUUGGCAAGAGCUCAACUUCUAGAUUAUAAGAUGGCUCUAAACUUGACCAAGUAUCUCAGAAAGGAAGAAGAUUUUUUACCAUGGCAGAGAGCAAUUUCAGCCGUAACCUAUAUCAUUAGCAUGUUUGAAGAUGAUAAAGAGCUUUACCCUGUGAUUGAGGAAUACUUCCAGAGUCAAGUGAAGCCCAUUGCAGAUUUUCUGGGAUGGAAUGAUGUCGGAGACCACCUUACAAAGUUACUACGUGCUUCCGUAUUAGGGCUUGCGUGCAAGAUGGGAGAUCGAGAAGCUUUGGACAAUGCUACCCAAUUAUUUCAGCAGUGGCUGAGUGGGACUGUAAGGCUUCCUGUAAACCUCAGGCUUCUGGUAUAUCGGUAUGGAAUGCAGAACUCUGGUAAUGAGACUUCAUGGAACUAUACUCUUGAUCAAUACCAGAAAACUUCAUUAGCUCAGGAAAAAGAAAAACUACUGUAUGGAUUAGCAUCAGUGAAGAAUGUUACUCUUCUGUCCAGAUAUUUGGAUUUUCUCAAGGACCCAAAUCUUAUUAAAACUCAGGAUGUGUUUACAGUCAUCCGAUAUAUCUCAUAUAACAGCUAUGGGAAGACCAUGGCCUGGAAUUGGAUUCAACUCAACUGGGACUAUCUAGUCAACAGAUAUACACUCAAUGACAGAAACCUUGGCAGAAUUGUCACCAUAGCAGAACCAUUCAACACCGAACUGCAGCUCUGGCAGAUGGAAAGCUUUUUCAAAAAAUAUCCAGAAGCUGGAGCGGGAGAAAAACCUAGGCAGCAAGUGCUGGAAACAGUGAAGAACAAUAUUGAGUGGUUAAAACAAAAUAGAAACACCAUAAGACAAUGGUUUUUGGAUUUACCUAAGAAUGGUUAAUGUGUUCAAAUAUCAUGUUUUAAUUUUGUGAAUCUAUUGUUUCUCCUGUUAAACAUUUGGUGGCCUAAUUUAGAAGCACCAUGGAGGGAGUCUUAUACCCAGAUACUGCUUUUGCUAAGUAGUGUGUUUAUAUGUCUUGCAAAACUUUUAAAUUGUUCUUCUUUGUUUAUGAAGGAAGAUACUAAUAGAGUAGUUAAUGUACUCAGGGAUUUCUUCUAAGUGUACUUCAUAGGAGAUUCUUUGCAAACUGAAGAGAAUUUAAUAGCCAUUUUAAUGUCUUUAAAUAUCAUUCUCUAUAUCUUAAAUCUGUGAAAAUAGAACAAUUUGGUCUUAGCUUUACAUUUUUAGUACCAAAGAAACACCACUUAAUCUUCUCUCUUGAUUGAUUUUUAAAGUUUAAAUACCAGUACUUGAGAGACCAAAAUUACCAUCUUAAUCUUUAUUUUAUUAUUCAGAAUUACACAUAUCUAAUAUCAUUAUAUUCACAUGUGUCCUACUCCUUUAAAUCCUCAAAAGUAACCCAGGUUUAAAUUUUACUCAAGGAUUGCAUGAAUUAGCCAAAUAAAUGGCUUUUGCCUUCACUACAAAAUCAACAAGUGAACUCUCUUUGCCUUUUUAAAAUAAAUCUGAAUGAUUAACUUGAAAAAAAUAUAUUGUUUUCCAGUGUCACUUUACUCUCGAAUAAUAAUGACUGCAGCGUUCCCCAAAUAAUUUAGCAUGAGGCAAAUAUGAUUCAAGAACCUAGCCUUUUUCAUGCUUGGUACUCUGUCAUCCUGUUCCAUUCCCUACAAAGCUCCUUCAAAUAUGCUAUGAAAUUAGAGGGAAGAUAGUGCUUAACUUUGCUCCAUGGAUUUUAGAGGAAAAAGGCUAAAUAAUUGGAAACUGGUCAGGAAAGAGAGAAGGCUGAUUAUUCCAUAAAACUAAAUGGAAUUAGAAUUUAGCUUUGAUCUAACCUAGCAAUCUAAGUGUGAAAAUGAGGAAACCCAUGUAUGUCUCCAGCAUGACUCUGCAUAUCUGAGGAUAUUUCUUCUUAUAGACAACUUUUAUGUAUAAGCCCUUAGAUCCUAAUCCAUACAGAAUAGCACCGAUCAAAUUUAUGUUCGUGACUUGAUUAAAGACAUCAAUUUUGUAGAAGCCGGUGGCAAGAAUAUGUUUAAUAUGGCACUUGGUGCCUAGUGGACCCACAAUGUAAGUCCAAUAGGCAGAAAAGAAGGUAAAUGACUAUGUUCCAGUCUGCUAUAUCUAGAAAAUCUAAAUUUAUUUGGAACCUUCAGAAGUAUAAAAUAAUUUAAGAUUGGUCUGAUGAUAAUUCAAGCAUAUAAGAACAAUGAAAAUCUUAGCUUUGACUUUACUUACAUAAUAAUGUGCCUCCAUUAAUACUCCCAAAUUUUGUAAACUUUCCUACUGCUCUUUCAUAAUUAUUGCUUCUCAAUCUACGCAGCUAAACUGGCAAAUUCAAAUGUGGCCUGGGGGAAAAAGAUUUAAAAAAAAAAAGAAAUUUCCAGACCAGAACUUUAAAAAUAUUUAAAGAAGAAGAAAAGAAGAAAAGACACAUUAACACCAUAAAUCAUCAGGAAAGUCCCACUAUCCGCAUGAGGCUUAACACCCUAACUACAGAUUAAUCAUAAUCAAAACCAGCAGUUCAAGUCUAUGUAUUGUUUCAAGUGGACAAAUAAGGAGUGGAAUGGUUUAUCCUCCUGCUUUAUGUAAUAAAUUAUUUUUUAAAGAAAAAUGUAAGUUUGAGGGCGAUGGUAAAUAAAGAAAUUCCAACUUGC